AUGGAGAACCUACCGCCAAAGUAUGUCUCCCCGCCGGGGACGUGGAGGACGAAGCUGGGUCUGCGAGCGGGAUCCGUCCUGUGUGUCAUCAUUCUCGCUGGUCUUAGCGGGUCACUGGCAGCAAACCCGCGAAUUGAGGCCGGAGCCCUGCUGAUGGUGGUUUUGGCCCCUGCCAUUAUUGUCACUUUUGUUUGGGACGUCGCCGAAGCAGCAUGCAUCUUGAAACGUGGCGGAAACCGUGGAAUCCACCCCGGCGCAAUCGUGGCCAUCGACCUCCUCGCCUGGCUUGGCUGGGCCAUUGUCGACCUUAUGCUGUCUACUUUUGGGGUGAUCUCGAGGCCCCGUUACAUGAUCCAGGAUUAUAGCGGCUACGACAACGACCGAUACCAGUACGAUGAGUCCAAGGUCACACCCGAGGACCGGGCGCUGGAGACGGAGAUUCAGGGCAAGGGACGGGCCAUGAUUGUGUUCGGCGUUAUCACAACGUGA
Molecule: messenger RNA, 489 nt
Organism: Chaetomium globosum CBS 148.51
Lineage: Eukaryota; Fungi; Ascomycota; Sordariomycetes; Sordariales; Chaetomiaceae
Exons: 2
Coding region: 1-489 (162 amino acids)
Source: RefSeq, a predicted model, not a curated record